GACUUCCAGAUCUCCAAGUUAACCAGAAAAAAAUGAACGCUGCCAAUGCCUUCUUAACGCUGACAUCGGCUCUGUUGAUUUGCUCGGCAAUCGCAGCUCCAAACCCACAUCCCGUCCACGCUGAAAUUAUCGCAUCGAUAGCCGAAGCAGAACAAGUCGACCACCAUCACGCUGGCUUUCUGUUCAAGCGCGAACAAUAUCUUUCUACAAAAGCCACUCUCCUGAGCUCGCAAAGUAACUCCACUGUAGAUGGAGGUCAUUGGAUCGAUCGGCGAAAUGGAAAAUUGAUCGUCGCAAUCAAGUCGGAGCACCGACAUCGACGUGAUUUGUCAACGGAUCCAGAUAUCGAGCAUCGCUUUGUCGCCAGGUCUACAUCAGACCUGGAGGACCUCAAAAGCCAGGUCGACGCAGCUGCUCAGAAACACCAACCUACUGGGGUCACCUGGUACGUAGACGUCCCAGCCAACAAUAUUGCGGUCAGUAUAUGGGACAUCAAGCGCAACAACACAAAUACCGAUGUAUUCAUCAAUGAAGUGUCCGGUUUGGGCCCUGGCAUCAACCUAAUCCACGGUAGUCCAGAGAUAAAGCCGCGAUUUGGAAUCUUAGACGGCGAAGAGCUCACCUCAGCAAACUUUAUGAGCUGCUCUAUGGGGUGGUGGGUCAAGGACGGAUCGGGGGCGGAUCUCCUGAUGUCGGCUGGUCAUUGCCUGAAAAGUGGUGGUCACAAUUGGUUUCGGAACGCCUUGCUCAUCGGCGGAAAUACAAAAAACAAUUUCGGGCCCAUGGAUUGGGGUAUCAUUCACGUUGACGACAUCGCUGCGCCUAGACCUACGACGCAGAUCACCCUCCACAACGGGAAGACUCUGAAGAUAUCUGGUUACGGAAGAGCUCCUAUUGGCGCAACGGUUUGCAAGAGCGGGACGACGACAAAGUACACAUGUGGACCGGUCAAGGCUUACGAUGCAACUGCCAAUUACCAAUCGGCAGGAGUUCAGGUAAAGGGCAUGACACUUGCUGAUGUGUGUACCCGCCCUGGCGACAGUGGGGGACCGCUCUUUCAGCCAGACCCAAAUCGCCCGACGACUCAUGCGAUCGCGCAAGGAAUAGUUAGCGGCGGCCCAACAGAAGGCUGUGCGAACUCAAUCUACCAGCCCAUUGAUACGGCGCUGACGGAUUCACAGACCAUUUUGAUCACAAGCACGGACUAG
Spizellomyces punctatus DAOM BR117 is the source of this 1208-nucleotide messenger RNA. RefSeq lists its product as uncharacterized. Gene Ontology annotation, molecular function: serine-type endopeptidase activity. The record is from RefSeq and is a predicted model, not a curated record. Gene Ontology annotation, biological process: proteolysis. The transcript has a single exon. The coding region runs from base 33 to 1208 and encodes 391 amino acids. Gene Ontology annotation, cellular component: extracellular region. Lineage: Eukaryota; Fungi; Chytridiomycota; Chytridiomycetes; Spizellomycetales; Spizellomycetaceae.